CAAAUGAGGAAAGGAGAAUGCCCAUUUCAGGCCCAUAGUGGACAGCUAUCUUAAGAUGAUUUACUUUGUCCAGAAAUGUACCAUAAAGAGACAUGAUUUUUGAUAACAUUUAAAUAAGCGCCACUAUAAUCAGUAAUAUUUCAAUAAAAAAGGGAAUUUUAUUAGUAUCUAAGCAUCUAAGCACAUAAAUAAAACAUAGUUGAGGUGAAAUGUUGCCCGAAGAUAAAAUAUUUUUACUAUGAUCAAUCGAUCCGGUUAUCGAUUUAUAAACGAAUAAAAUGAACUCAGGUUAAAUACAAAUAAUGGGCCGCUGUUGGUAAUUCUAUGUGGAAUUAACCAAAAGCAAAUAUUUAUCUUAAAACCAAUAUGUCCGUUUGUUACUUUAUACAAUAAAGAUAAAAAAGUCAUAUCGAUUGUUUUUUUACGUAACCGAUUUAUCGAUUUCAUUUUUUUGUGACAAGCGGCAACACUGAUGACUGAAAUGUGAAUGACAUUUUUCAAACGAAUGAAACUUUUGAAUGUUCGCUUGUUGCUUACUGCUCAAUGUGGAUGCGUUUUGUUUUGUUUUCGAUUUCUUUCACCGCGACCUGGCUUUCUUUCCUGAACUUGUUCCGGCUUUUCACGUACGACUUUGGCAUUAUUUUACUGGUUUUGUUCUCUCCUUCUACGAUAACUUGGCUCUGGAUUAAAGGAUUACGCUAUUUGAUUUUGCACACCAAAAUGUCUGAAGAACAUUGUGUAAAUUGUGGUAAUAAUGUUACCGAGAACCGUAUUUUAGAGCCCGAAGAAAUAAGCGUAAUACAGCAGUGGGUUGCACCGCAGCAGGUAAGAAUAUAAUAAAAUGAUUCUAUUAUUUCUUACAUCAUGGUUUAAUUGUUGAAUAUUUAUUAUUAAAAUUGUUUUUAGGUGUCAGGAGAUAAUGUUGUUUGCCACAAUUGCUGGGUAGCAAUAACUGAAAGUCUUGCACUACAACAAGGGCUAGAUGACUCUGUGCGUCUGAAUCGCUGUAUAAAUUGUGAUCGAUCGAUAAGAAGAAUCAGAAAUCACGAAUUACAAACUAAUUCGGAUAGAGAAAGCCUCAUUAGAAAUGUAAUAAUAGAAUGGAUUUCUCCACGAGAGAUUUUGUCAUCAAGCCGCAUCUGUCAUCCAUGCUGGCAGAGAGCAGACAGGGCCUCGGCAGCAUCAACAUCUGCUACUACAAGUAAUUCAGAAAUAAUUCUACCAAAUUACACGCGAGCUUCCAAUACACAAAGAUGCUGUAUUUUCCCUGACUGCCUAGAAACGGAAAGAAUACACAUUCCUCUGUCAAUUCGGGUGAGGCUGUUGUGCGAUUUAUCGUUUUAUGUUCCACAAAACUGUCGCAUCUGUAACUUUCAUUUGAGAAGCCGUUUAUGGGAUAAUUUAAUUGUUGAAGAUGGAAACCAUAGUUUUACUGCAGCAUUUAUUGAAGAUUUGGUAUCAUUGUUAAAAAAUCAGAUUGGUCAUAAUAUUGAUUUUCAAAAUAUUGAAGACAGUGAUGAUCACUUAGUUUAUUAUUGGCUCGGAAUGUCCAAACAUCAAUUUAGACAAAUAUUGGAUGAGGUUCCUCGACUAAAUAAUGCACACAGAGGUGCCACUGCACUUGCUGCAUACUUAACAAAACUGAGGACUGGUGAUUCAGACCAAAGACUCUCUACGCUGUUUAAGAUUCCUAGAAGUACUUUAGAGAGAUUAAUGUCAAUUGCUAGAGAAUUUCUGACUCAAGAUUUUGUACCACAAAAUCUGGGUAUAGAGCAUAUGACCCGACAAAACAUUGCUGAAAGGAAUUUAAUAAUUCCUAAUGGAUUAUUUGGAAGCACAAACCAAAUUAAACCUAUAGUAAUCAUGGAUGGAACCUAUGUAUUUAUUCAAAAAAGUUCAAAUUAUAAAUACCAAAAACAGACAUACUCAAUGCAUAAGCUAAGUAAUCUAGUGAAACCAUUUCUUAUAACAUGCACGGAUGGAUAUAUUUUAGAUGUCUUAGGGCCCUAUCCAGCAACUAUGUCAGAUGCUGAUAUACUUAAAAAUGAAUUUAUUUCUGAAAAUACACCAUUGAGGAGAUAUUUUCAACCCGGUGAUGUAUUCAUAUUAGAUCGAGGAUUUAGAGAUUCUUUACCACUACUGAGAGAAUGUGGGUAUUCAAUUCAAGUUCCAUCCUCAAGAGAAGAAGGUGAAUCACAACUAUCUACCCUUGAAGCUAAUCAUUCUAGAAAAGUGACUAUUUGUCGCUGGGUUGUUGAGGUCAUCAAUGGUGUAUUUAAACAGGCAUUUAAAUUGUUCCGGCAAGAGUUUUUUAAUCGAGCAUCAUCUCACAUGAUGCAAGACUUUGCAAUUGGUGCAGCAUUAAUAAAUAGGUUCCAUCCUAGAAUAUUAGACAGACCUGAUGCAAGUCAAAUAUUAUCAGUAAUAAAUGAAAAAAUGUUAAUUCAUAACACCUUAGCGGAUCAUGUAAAUGAACUUAAUUUAAAUCGCUGGAGGGCUCGAUUUGUGAAUAUUAAUGUUGGCUCUGAUAAUUUGACUAACUUUCCACGCUUAACAAUGGAUGAUUUAAUAUUAAUAGCUUGUGGUACUUACCAAAUAAAACAAGCGAGAUCUUACUAUGGGGAACAUAUCAGAGCCAAUGGUAUGUAUACUAUUGAGAUAUAUAGAGAACAAAACAGAAGACUACCAAGCCUAUUAAUUAAUGAAAACUGCUGGCUAUUACGUGCAAAAAUACAAAGCAGACAUGUAAAUCGAAAGGUAUAUUUUAUAUAUAUUAAAAUAAAUAACAAUUUUGUUGGCAGAGAUGCAAUUGAAUUAUAUUAUUGCAAUUGCAUAGUAGGGAAACGUACGGUAGGCUGCUGUUCACAUGUUAUGACUGUUCUUUGGUAUAUAGGUUGGGCUAGAUUUCAGUCAAAUAUAUGCCCUCCAGCACUAUUUUUAGAUGAUUUGUUGAUAGAAUAUGACAUUGAAGAAAAUAUAGAUACUUAA
Aricia agestis (brown argus) is the source of this 2988-nucleotide messenger RNA. RefSeq lists its product as uncharacterized. The coding region runs from base 1546 to 2988 and encodes 480 amino acids. The transcript is spliced from 2 exons. The record is from RefSeq and is a predicted model, not a curated record. Gene Ontology annotation, molecular function: zinc ion binding. Lineage: Eukaryota; Metazoa; Arthropoda; Insecta; Lepidoptera; Lycaenidae.